Messenger RNA from Salvia splendens (bonfire salvia), 1303 nucleotides. RefSeq names its product protein DEHYDRATION-INDUCED 19 homolog 4. The record is from RefSeq and is a predicted model, not a curated record. Bases 249 to 944 code for a protein of 231 amino acids. The transcript has 5 exons. NCBI's taxonomy places the organism in Eukaryota, Viridiplantae, Streptophyta, Magnoliopsida, Lamiales, Lamiaceae.
UCCGAAAAUUACAGUUUCUUCACUCGACUAAUAUUUCAAUGCCAAAGAUUAGACCUUCUAACAAUAAUUAAUAGGUCAAUCAAAAUCCAACCCUCCAUUCCAUAGCUCAACCGUAAAGGGAAAUCCAUUCUCCUUCCUUCAAAUUCAACGCUCGAUUUUUCUCAUUUGUUAGGAAAUUAAAUAAGACCACCAUCUCUGAAUCUCCUUCUUGUUUGUUGUCGACCCACUUUUUCUCCGUGGAAAUAAUCAUGGACUCGGAUUUCUGGACGAUGCGCCUCGCCGCCGCCAAGAGGCAGUUCAAUAUGCAGAGCAAUCAUCACUCUCAAUUGGAUCGGUUUAACGUCGAAGAUUUUGUCGGUGAGGAAGAGGCCCAGCCCGAUUAUCCUUGCCCGUAUUGUUACGAAGAGUUGGAUAUAGCAUCCCUUUGCUCACAUCUCGAGGCCGAGCACUCGUAUGAAUCCAAAUCCACCGUUUGUCCUGUUUGUUCAGUUAAAGUUACCAGUGACAUGAUAAGUCAUCUCACAUUGCAGCAUGGACACUUGUUCAAGAUGCACCGCCGUGGCCGGUUGCGUAGAGUUCCCUUCCCCAACAGUCAAGCGCUCUCGCUGCUGGGGAGGGAUCUCAGAGAGGCCCAUUUACAGGUGCUUCUAGGAGGCAGUGGGUUUCGAUCGAGUAGUGCAGCUUCGUCUACUGCUGUUACUGAUAAUCUCCUCUCCUCUCUUGUUUUGAACUUCCCUACAAUUGAAAAUGAUGAUAUUUCAAAAUCUUUGAUGUCAAGUUUGGAGGACAAUACUGCCAAAAAUGUGGCACCUCAGCAUAUGUGGAAAUCAAGUUUUCACUCUUCCUUGAGUUGCGAAGAGCGGGAACAGAGAAUGAGACAGGCAGCUGGAAGAGCUGUUUUCGUGCAGGAUCUGCUCACGUCGACUCUAUUAGCUGAUCAGUGAAUGUGGUAAGCUUUCCGGCCAUCCAAAGAGCGUCUUGACCGCUGUGAUAAAGCGUAUUAUAUCUUGGCUAAUACUAUGAUUUUAACAAUCUCGGCUUCUGUUAACUGAAACUGAGCUGUGGUUUCCUGAAAACGUCUCGUAGGUUAAGAUGUGACAUUUUGAUGCUUCAUGUAUAAGCAUAUACGAAAGAAAAAAGGGAUGUGAGGAAAUGGUUUUGAAUAAGUGUAUAUUAAUCUGGGCAAGGAAUGGUUGAGUUCACAGUGUAAUUUGAUUGUAACUUGUAAAAGUUUAGUCCUUGAAAAAAGAACUUGUAACAGAAGCAUAUUCAUAAUGACAAAGGAUUUAUGUUCAUUGGUUUA